UUCUUCGACUGGCAAUGUUGGGUCCAUGAAAGCAMUAAUUAUGUGAAGUUAAAGACACUAUUCCCUUCUURAUAYCCCAAAAUGAAUCCUUAUCAAUACCAACAACAACAGCAGAUCCAAUAUCAGCAGCAAUAUGGCACACAACAGGUUCAGUUUGUGCCUUAUCCGUACACAGUUCAACAACAACCAGCUGCGAUGAUAAACCAAUAUGGCGGAACUUUCCCUGCCUAUACAGCUCAGCCAAAUGCAACGAUAGGCCUUCCUAAUGCUAGUGUAGCCCAAACUCAGUUGAAYCAAUCUACGAGUACUGCUUCCACGCCACUUACAACGCCAGGGUUUCAGUAUGUAGUUCAACCGGCUGUCCAGGCAGCAGUUCAAACAGCGACUACCAGUCCAGCCGUGGCUAGUUCUGCUGUAUUGGCUCCGUUUGUGGAUAUUAAUCAGAAGUAYACCGAAGAAUAUCAAAAAUGGCAGAAGCAGUACAAUGAAUGGCAGGCUCAGCAUGCAAACCAUCCUGAUCAAAAAUUAUUCCAAGAAUAUCAACAGCAAGUUCAACAAUAUCAACAACAACAGCAGCAACUUUUAACUGCUCAGGCUGUUCAAGUGGCUGUCGCACCUCCAYCGCAGCCCUUGGCAAGUGCUCAAGUUGCUGCUGCCGUCAAUCUUAAAAUCAACACCCCAGCGCAGCAAACUGUGCCACCWACUUCACAAACUACACAACAAACAUUUUCAUUACAAGCCGCUAGCAAUGUUCCUCAAGUUAAGCAAGAGCCUCCUUCACAAAGUCAACCUCCCCAGACCUUUAAUGCAUAUAGUAAUUACCAAAAUGUGAAUACUUCUUUUGGAGCAUCAAAUCAAGUAAAACAAGAACCAAAACAACAAAAUUUCACUAACUUCGUCAAAGCUCAAGAUCAAAAUAAACCUUUUAGUUUACAAAACCAAGCCAAGCAAGGACAACAAAGCCAACCACARCAAUCGUACAGCAAUGUGUUUAGUUAUAUAGGCAGUAACAAGUUUGGUUCACAAGGAACAGGGCAAUAUGAACAAUCACAGCAAAGCCAGCCUCAAACAUAUCGUGAUUUGCACAACAACAGUCAAAUGCAGGGAAGUCAGUUUGGUGGACCAAAUCAGGGUACUGGGCAGGCUCAAAAAACACAAAAUCAACCAACUUAUCGCGAUAUGUAUCUUCAAAACCAAGCAAGCAAUAACCAGUUAGGUGGAUCCAAUCAAGGUGCUGCACAAAAUCAGCAAUCAUAUCAAAAUCAACCACAGAAGWCUUUUGAUUAUUCUUACAAUAAAAAYCAACAGCAAAAUAACCAAUAUGGUAAUAAAGGUAACCAAUGGAAUCAAAAUAACACGCAGUUUAAUAAGARCAUUAAUCAGUCCAACACAGGGCAACAGCCUAAUCAAGGUAAACAAUUCAAUCAAGGGCAACCGUUUAAUCGAGGACAACAAUUUAAYCGUGGCCAACAGUUUAAUCAAGGACCAAGAUUUAACCAAGGCCAACAGUCUAGCCAAAGUCAACAGUWUCAUGGUCAACAACAGUUUAAACAUGGUCAACAGCACAACCAAGGUCAACAGUUCAAUCAGGGCCCACAGUUCAAUCAAGGACCAAAAUCCCUCUUAGGACAACARCCAAACCAAAAUCCURGACAACAAUUCAACCAAGGACAGAAACCAAAUCAAGGGCAACAAUUCAACCAAGGACAACAGCAUAAUCAAGGGCAACAGCMCAAACCACAACAGCAGUUUAAUCAAGGAUAUAAACCAAACCAAGGACAAAAUUUUCCAACAAAACCAGGACCAGGAAGUCAAGGAUUUCAGUCUGGAAAUUCUCAGUCCAAACCACAGCCAAACUGGCUAAAAGGAAAAGGCAAUGAACAAAAUAGCAAUUUACAAACUAACAUUAACACUAGUCCAGCUAAAAUAAUACCAAAAUGGUUGCAGUCACAGGAAAACCAACCUAAGCAACAGAAUGAAACUACAACACCAAAACCUGUACCAAAAUGGCUGCAAUCUAACGAUAACCAGACAAAACCAUCAGAAACUACACCUGCAUGUACAAGUAGUUCAAAACCUAAGUGGCUGGAAAGUGAUGCAAAUAAACCUGCAACAACCCUUGCUAGUUCUAAUCAAGAGGCCAAACCUAUACCAAAGUGGCUUCAAGAAACUAGAGCAACAGUACAAGAACAGCCAAAGGUACAAAGUCAAAMAACUGUACCUGAGGUAAAAAAAGAAGUGCAAGAGGCAAAGCCAAUUCCAAAAUGGCURCAAGAUAGUAAAACUACUGUAACCACAUCACCAACACAGCAAUCUACUGUUACUACAACUCAAUCAUCAAGCCCAACAACUUCARCUACAACAACAUCAGUUUUGAAUAMUACAUCAACAYCACAAAAACUUGACCACAAACAGCAGCUGGAAAUUUUGCAGAAGCAAUCRAUGCAGCUCUUACAACUUGCAGAAAUGGAACGAAAGAAGAAAGAGGGAAAAACAGUAGAUUCGAAUGACAAACCUGCUCAGCCACCACAGGCACCCCAACCAUCAGAGAACAAACCAAGCACAGCCCCUCCUGYUCAAGAAACAGCUCAGGGAGACUCUCCCCAAGAAAACACCACCCAGAAAGUGCCUGAAGCAACAAAACCUAAAGUAGAGGAGGUCAAAACUGAUAAAAGGCCUCCAGCCUUAGCAUCUCUUCUGAAAACUGUUCCAUGCAAGUUUUUYCCCAACUGUCGAAAUGGUGCUGAUUGCAAAUUUAAGCAUCCUCCAUGUACAGCAGGAGACAGUUGUACAGCUGUUGAUUGCAUCUACGAUCACUCUGAAGUUGCUGGAACUGAUGUAAACACAGAUCAUGCUAAUAAAGAUAGCCACAGCAAUGAAAGAUGGUAUCCAGAAACRGGUGAUGACCACAGRCAGUGGGGUGAAGAUCAAGACUGGCAUGACAGAAGAGAUGACUGGGAACAAAGAAGACCUCCAUCCCCUAGAGGAAGAGGUUGGGAUGAAAGAGAAAGAAUGAGAGAUGACUAUGAAUGGGAUAGGUACCGUGACUGGGAAAGAGAUCGUUGGGAAAGACCAGAAGACUACAGAGAAGAUAGGUGGGGACCCCCAGGCAGAGAACCCCCACCAAGGGAUGAUGAUAGAUAUGAGUAUGAACGAUUGAGAAGGCCACCUGAAGAUGAAUGGGGUUAUCCUGAGUAUAGAGACAGAAGACCUCCAUCUCCCAGAAGACCUCCAUCUCCUAGUUAUAGGAGAGAUAUGGACUACGAUAGAAGACCAUAUUAUGAGCAUGAUGAUGAAUAUAAUAGAUAUGAUAGAGCGCCACCUCCUGAUGACAGAAGAGGUGACUGGUACGGYAGAGAGUAUGACAGACCUCCAAGGGAUCCUGAAUGGAGAGAUCGGCGAGGUUCCCCUGAAAGAUACCCGGAAUCAGAUUAUCGACGUCCAGAGAGGUGGACCCCACCAAGAGAACACCCUCGGGAUUAUGAAAGAGAUAGAUAUUGGGACGGCGGGCCUGAAGGAGAUAGAUGGGAAAGAAGAGACAGAGAAGGUGAUUAUAGAGGCUGGGAAAGAGAACCAAGGUCAGAUCAUUGUCAGGAUUAUCCCAGGGAAAUGCUUCCACCAGUGGAMACAAAGAAGGCUGUUGUUGUGCCUGUUGAGAGCAUACUAGACAAGCCUGGAAGAGAAACAAGACCUGAUAGAAUUGUGAUUAUAUUACGAGGUCUCCCUGGAAGUGGAAAGACCCAUGUUGCUCGUCUUAUUAAGGACAAAGAAGUUUCUAAUGGUGCUCAYGCUCCUCGUAUUAUUGGUCUUGAUGAUUAUUUUCUUACUGAAGUUGAAAAACAAGAGAAAGACCCAGAAACAGGCAAAACAAUCAAGAGAAAGGUGAUGGAGUAUGUAUAUGAAGARGAGAUGGAAGAGACUUACAUGGCCAGCAUGUUCAAAGUCUUUACUAAAACCCUUGAGGAUGGCUUCUUUCCAGUGGUCAUGGUAGAUGCCAUUAACAACAAGGUUACACAUUUUGAGAAGUACUGGAGUCUUGCAAAGCAGAAGGGAUUUGAGGUUUACAUUGCUGAGUUAUCAGCUGAUGCUCAUAUUUGUGCAAAGAGAAAUAGUCACCAGCGAUCCUUUGCRGAUAUCAGCCAGAUGUUGCAAGAAUGGGAAGAGAGCCCGGCACACAUGAUGAGAUUAGAUGUGCGUGCGCUUUUGCAAGAUGCCGUUAUUACAGAGGUUGAAAUGGAAACCGCAGAGGAGACACCAGCACCACARCUAACUGAAGAAAAGAAACCAGAAGCCGAGGGCAAUAAUGAGGAGGAUGACGACGUAACUGAGUCCGGGCUACAGAUUCAUUUGCCACAAAAAAGCAAGUGGGACGACAUGGAUUCUUCAGCGGCAGAAGCACAACUCAAUAAACUGGAUGGUAUUCGUCCCAUGAAGAGAAGAAGACAAUCGUCGCCAGUUCCUUCGCUCAGUGACGAUGAUGACGAUGAUCCUUAUGAUGAGAAAGAGGAAGACAUGAGGAUCGGCAAAAAACGGGUUCGUUGGGCUGACCUUGAGGAGAAAAAACACAUGGAACACAGAAGAAGAAUAGGGUUCUGUAUUGGAACAGACUGGAGCAUCCUUACUGAUCCCCAUGCUAAGAUACCUGAACAUUAAUCACACUGUUUGUUUUCUUUUUCUUUUGUAAUAUACAAGGCCCUAAAGAGUCUAACCCAUCAAGCCACAGUGUUCCGUCACAAAUAACGACGUUGAUGUUGAUAUACGAGUUUGGCUAAUCGUUUUAAAAGGUUUUAGCUUUAGGUAAUACAUCAUAUCCCUAAUAAGGGUGAUAUGUACAAAUAAAACUAAGCGUGGGAGGGGAGGGACAUUUACUCAAUUGCCUAACCUCUUGUGAUAGUCGUAGUUGUAAUCACUUACAACGCUUUCGCUCAUGUGUAAUAAAAUAAGAAAAUGACUUCCAUGUGACUAUUAGAAGGUAAAUUUCGAAAUCGAAAUCUUCGAAUUUGUACAAAAAGAAAGCAAAAAAGAAAUUGACGAAAAAUUCAGUCGGACAACUAUUAUGGCGCGAGAAACGUCUAAUUUUAGAGAUAGAAAAACUGACGCCAAAAAGAAAUUUGAUUAUCUAUCUUCCUUUAACCACAAAAUGAAAAUUAAAUGAUCCAAAUGCUGCUUUACGGCCAUUUCAUAAAAUAGCCGCAUGGGAUUGUGUCUUUAAGCGGAAUAAAAACGGUAUCGACCGGCCGGUCAGAUUCGGCUAAMAAAUAGUCGACGAGCAUCUUGGUCAUAUUAAACAUGAWUUCRCCCCUUUCCCUCAUAGAAUUCUUCGCURUCGUCGGUCAGUGUCGGAGUAAAUGAAAACUGUAUUUUGGCUCGCUUUGUAUUCUCUUUAAUGAAAAAAAUUGAURCGUAGUUAGACUUGGUAUUGACAAAACAAAAAUAUAACAUACGUUGAUGCCAAUUAUACUACAAGCAAUUGUCGACGAACUGAAUAGGUAAAGGUCGAACAGCUAACAGUCGUUUGUUAAGAAAUGUCAAAUCCACAAAAAAUAAUCCGGUUCUUCGUCGGGUGAGUCAAUCACUGAAACUAAUCGAAAACAAAGAGAGGGGUAUCGAAUAGUCGCACGGAAUUUCACAUUGCUUGGAAAUUCUAUUUGUGACUUGCGC
This is a messenger RNA of Exaiptasia diaphana, 5661 nucleotides long. RefSeq names its product chromatin modification-related protein eaf-1. Gene Ontology annotation, biological process: regulation of telomere maintenance. Gene Ontology annotation, cellular component: nucleus. Lineage: Eukaryota; Metazoa; Cnidaria; Anthozoa; Actiniaria; Aiptasiidae. The record is from RefSeq and is a predicted model, not a curated record. Gene Ontology annotation, molecular function: metal ion binding. Bases 82 to 4653 code for a protein of 1523 amino acids. The transcript has 18 exons.